This is a messenger RNA of Corythoichthys intestinalis (scribbled pipefish), 5258 nucleotides long. It is a transcript of the gene actmap, whose product is annotated as actin maturation protease. NCBI's taxonomy places the organism in Eukaryota, Metazoa, Chordata, Actinopteri, Syngnathiformes, Syngnathidae. The record is from RefSeq and is a predicted model, not a curated record. The transcript has 7 exons. The coding region runs from base 326 to 1309 and encodes 327 amino acids.
AGAUGAAAACGGCCAAUAUUCAAAAAGGGCUAAUAAAGUUUCUCAGGGGCACAGGGCUGUUGGACAGGAUAUAGGAAGAGGGUAAUUCAUUAGUAUUUAAUUUGUUUGUUAGUAUUUAAUUUAUCCAAUUUUUUGGUUUGGGUUUUGUCUACACUCUGGGUGUGUGUUUCACUGGUUGUCAGGAGGGAUUCAGGGAUUGCUUUUAGUCUGUAACUGCCUAAACUCGUGCUAAACCGUCGGUCCAGUAGAUGGCGGUAAUACCCCACGGUACCGAGGGGUAAACUGCCAAUAAACAAAAAGAAGAAGAAGAAGAAAACUGCCACUUAUGGUCGUAGGUUCUUCUCUGUGGAUAUCUGGGAAAAUGUCGGGGUGCUCCAUGCCCCAUCUUCCUCCUCCUCCGCCAGCCCUUCCACCUUCAACUGGAGCAAGCCAAAACUCAUCAGAAAAGAAGAAGUUGUAUCAGACAAUCGGAAGCAACAGAAGCCCAGUGGAAGGAGACUACACGGAGCCGCUCCUGAUCAUCCGCCAUCGGGAGAGCAGUUUCAGCCGAGCGCUCCACUGGACUCUGGUAAAUACAUACGUGCCUUCCCUCAUCCAAGAUGGCCCACAGUGUGGCCUGGUGGCCUUGUGGAUGGCUGCUCAUCUGCUGCGACCAUCCAUCGACAUGGGUGCCAUCUUUCAGGCUGCUCUUGCUAGGGGCUUCACAGCACAGGGUGAAAUGUUCUCAGCGAGAAACAUGGCGUUGCUGGCCGAGGAAGUGUGCGGAUGCAAAGCGGAGCUUCUGUCAGGACGUUUGAGUGGCCGCAAUGCCACCAGGAUCAUCAAACACUUGUGGAACCGACAGCCUGUUCUCAUCCCAUAUGAUGAAGACUACAACCAUGAGCCAUGCCAACGUAGUGGACACAAAGCACACUGGGCUGUUGCGUCGGGUGUUCUUCUGGGUAUGGACCAGGGUGACCCGGGCACAGAUAUCACCCAACCCGACCCCACUCUGCCAUGGAUUCACCUGCUCCAAGAUUUUAGCUCACCUUCAACAUGUCCCUCUGCAGACAACUCUCAUCUCAAAGAGGUUUAUAUCUUGGCAAAGCAGGGGAAGAGUUUACGCUACCAGUUGUGGAACCUGGACGAUGUCAUCCGUAGCAACGAGCAGCUCAGGGCGUUGGACCCGCAGAGAUGCGGGGAUGGAACAAUGUAUGUGCUUCCUCAAGGAGGGGUGGAAGCUGGGCUGGCUGGACAGGCUGUUUUGCUGCAUGUAAGGACACUGUGUGAUAGUAAAGCACAUAAAAUGGACUUGAAUUCUCUGCAAUGAUAGUGUUUGUUUAUAAUGUGGCAAAAAUACUUCAUGGUUCUAACCUCAUAAGUACAGUAUAUCACAAAAGUGAGUAGACCACCCGCAUUUCUGACGAUUUUUAAGUAUAUCUUUUCAUGGGACGACAUUGACAAAAUGACAUUUUGACACAAUGAAAAGUAGUCUGUGUGCAGCUUAUAUAAUUUAUUUUCCCCUCAAAAUAUAGUCAUUAAUAUCUAAACCCCUGGCAACAAAAGUGAGUCCACAGCAUGGGAACUACGUACAUCCCUAAAUGUCCAAAUUGAGUACUGCUUGUCAUUUUCCCCCCAAAAAUGUCAUGUGACUCAUUACAGGAGUGCUGUCAGGAUUGCUGCAGAUUGAAGUUGGGGGGGGGGGGGGUGUCAUUCCCACCACCAUGCUUGACUUAAGCCAUGACACACUUAUCUUUGUACUCCUCACCUGGUCGCCGCCACACACGGUUGAGACCACCAUCCCGAUCGUUUUAGUUUGAGUAUCUGCCGAUCCCGAUAUUUCCCGAUCCGAUUGCUUUUUUUUGCUCCCGAUUCAAUUCCAGUCAUUCCCGAUAAUUUUUUCCGAUCAUAUACAUUUUGGCAAUGCUUUAAGAAAAAAAUUAGUGAAACUCGGACGAAUAUAUACAUUCAACAUACAGUACAUGAGUACAGUAUUUGUUUAUUAUGACAAUAAAUCCUCAAGAUGGCAUUUACAUUAUUAACAUUCUUUCUGUAAGAGGGAUCCACGGAUAGAAAGACUUGUGACUUUGUAUAUGGAGACUAAAUAUUGCCAUCUAGUGUAUUUGUUGAGCUUUCAGUAAAUGAUACUAUAGCCAUGCCCAAAUGCAUGAUGGGAAGUGAAACCAUGACUGUGCGUAGUGCUACCAAUUGAUAUAUCUUCUCUGUGUUGGGAAAUAACAUAAGGUGUUAAGAAAAAGAUCAGUUGCUACCUUGCUUCCCCACAUUGCUUCCCAUGAUAUUUCUAAUCGUAGGGAGAGGGAUUGUAAGGCUUUAGCCAAUUAAAAAAAGGUUCCAAAGGCUGUCAAAAUUCACUUUACUCAUUCUACGCAGCCUUUUAUCUCUCUAUAUAGGUAAAACGGCGCCAUUACAAAUUGAGCGCGACAAUGCGUAAGUAGGUCGUGCAGCGCAUGCAUUAAUUGCGUUAAAUAUUUUAACGUGAUACAUUAAAAAAAAAAAAAAUUACCGCUGUUAUCGGGAUAAAUUUGAUAACCCUACCUUAAGCCUAAAGACUCUGGAUGAGUGUAACAUUAUGUCUGUAACGUUAAAUACAAUUAGAAAACGAUUUAAUUAAAAGAUAUAUAUAUUAGGACUGUCAAACGAUUAAAAUUUUUAAUCGAGUUAAUUACAGCUUAAAAAUUAAUUUAUCGCAAUUCAAACCAUCUAUAAAAUAUGCCAUAUUUUUCUGUAAAUUAUAUAUAUAUUCUGAUAAGACACAAGAUGGAUAUAUACAUUCAACAUACGGUACAUAAGGACUGUAGUGGGCAUUUCACUCUACUAUCAUUUUAAUCUGUCUAUGCUGUCCUCACUCCGAAGCGUCUACUUUUUCCAAAGCUAGACAGCUAGUGAGUGACGCCUUAACAAUCAGACUUCUUCCUUUUUCAUCUAAUUUAUUAAUAAAAUGGCCUCAAACCACUGUCCUCUUUAGACCGUAGUGAAACUACAAAAAAAAGUACACAAGCAUUGCAUUAGCAACAACGUUAGCUUAGCACGCUAUACAGGUUGACUAAACAUAAACAAAAAGCGUCUCAUACAAAAAAUAGAACAUUUCGCUUACUAACAUAAUAUGUACAUUCUUUACAACAACCAUACUUACGGACAAAUCUUGUCCAAGGAUCAUAUAAGCACAACAUUACAACGUAGGCGUCAGCCCGAGACGUCGUGCAGCCAUAUUGAACUGGCAAGAAAGCAAUAGACCAUGUCGCAAAGCGACCACAAGAGUUCGCUGUUAGCACAAAAAACCUUGCUGUAAAACUUACCAAAAGGCAGAAUACUGUCUGAGCGGGACAUGUGCGUUAAUUGCGUCAAAUAUUUUAACGUGAUUAAUUAAAAAAAAUUAAUUACCGCGCGUUAACGCGAUAAUUUUGACAGCCCUAAUAUAUAUUAAAAAAAGGCAUGGCCGAUAUUUUUUUUGCCGAUACCGAUACCCGAUCGAUCAGCAUCCCGGUCGAUCGGGACAUCUCUAGUUUAGAUAUUAAUGGCUAUAUUUUGAGUUAUUUUGAGGAGAAAAUAAAUGAACUCGAGUAUGUAAGCUGCACACAGACUACUUUUCAUUGUGUCAAAGUCAUUUUGUCAGUGUUGUCCCAUGAAAAGAUGUUCUUAAAUGUCUGCAGAAAUGCGAGGGGUGUACUCACUUUUGUGAUACUGUAACUUCCUCUUUGGCCUGGGUUUAGCCAACCGCAGUCUAGACGCAUUUUAGCAAUAAAUUAACCUAAUCUUGUCCUUUUUACGUUCACCAUGUGAUGCCUGGCAGUAUUCAGGAAGAUAUUGUCUCCAGAUUGCUGCAUAUCAGAUUUUUUUCUCUUGCUAUGUAUGAAUUUCAAUGGUUGGUCAAGUACAUGAGAAAGAAAGGGGGGGGGGACAUUCUCUGCUAAGUCUUAUUUCCAGUUUAUUGCAAUCCGUUACCUUGAUGGCAAAGACAAUUCCAUUAUCAAAUGUAACCUGUUAUUGCAGUUAAACUCCACUCAAAAAUACACUUGUGCUUACAGAGUAUAAACCAAGGUAAAUCCAGAGUAAAUCCAGUUUCCUCAUACUAGAAAGCACCCGGUCAGGAGGAGGUUAGAAAAACAAGAACAUGAUAACGGUUUGACAUGCAUGGAAGAAGAAGUAUAAUACUUUGUAAACAAGUCAUUAUUGACUUUAGCGAGAUGACUGAUUUGCUGUGUGGACUUUUAACACACACAAAAACACAAGGUCAUUUAAUGUAGCACGUCAAUCAAACUUUUUCACCAUGUGUUACGCUAUUGCCAUUACUUCCUGUUUACAGUAAACUCAUCGUCCAGUUAAAAGGUUAGAUGAUACAAAAUGGUGAAAAUUGACAUAAGUGGUCACUUAUUCACCAAGUUCCAGUUUUAAAAUGGUCCUUAAAACUUUUGUAUAGCUCUAAUAUUGCUUUAAACAUCACAUUUCUUUAGGAUGUGCAUGUGUUACCCAACUACUGUAUCAAAAAAAGAGGCACGGCCCGUCUUGAUCGAUGGCUUUCAUAAGGAUGCUUAGUGCAACAAGUUCCAAACAAACGUAGUUGAUGUUUGUAUUUAGAAGGGGAAAAAAUGUAUUCAUCACUGUUUUAUAAAGAGGGUGCAAGAAAAAUAGAAGGAAUGGUCUUUCUUUUAAAAAUGUAGGCACAUAAUAUGAACAAGGAAGGUAAAAGCCAGAAAAAAAAUUAAAUAAACUUGUAUUUACACUAGUCAGUUGACACAUGGUUGAAAAACCAGUGUUUUAGUGUUGCUGCGUAUUGAAACGCAAAAUGAAACAAGGCAAAAUAACCCUUGGGGAGGCGUAAGGGCUUGAAUCCACUUAGAUGAAAAAGUCCUAUCUUGCUUUAAGUGGAGUGAGUCCGUAAUCUCCGAUUCUUCCAGUUUUUCUGUCAAGAUGUCUCAACGUCUUCUGCUCACGAGGCCUGAGGAAGCAUGGAUCCCAAGAUGUCUAUGAGGUUGUCCAAUCCCCACAAGUAGCCGUCCUCCUGGUUGCCCUCUACCCAGGGGGUCCGGUGGUCCAGGGUUUUGUGGGCGGGCAGGGGCACAGUCUUUCCGAAGUCGAUCAUCCACACGCGGGCCUUUCCCGAGGAGUCGUGCACAAACAGCAGAGAGCUGCCUACCACCUGCAAAUAAAAAGUAUUUACACUCUGCACGUGAAAUAAUUACAUCACAUUCAUGGUCACAGAAUAAAUUACAGUGGGGCAAAUAAGGAUUGAGUCAACCACCCAUUGUGCAAGUUCUCCU